Molecule: messenger RNA, 2220 nt
Organism: Aspergillus pseudonomiae
Lineage: Eukaryota; Fungi; Ascomycota; Eurotiomycetes; Eurotiales; Aspergillaceae
Product: nucleoside phosphorylase domain-containing protein
Exons: 1
Coding region: 1-2220 (739 amino acids)
Biological process (GO): nucleoside metabolic process
Molecular function (GO): catalytic activity
Source: RefSeq, a predicted model, not a curated record
AUGCCUCCUCCACCAGUCGCCAAACCAUCCCCAUCGCAAGCCGACUAUAUGGUCGGUUGGAUUUGCAUCAUCCCCGAAGAGUACUAUGCAGCCCUGGCAGUCCUGGACGAGCAAUACGACUCGAGCCAUAUCGUCCCUGGCCAGGGCGAUCGGACGUCGUAUGUUUUGGGCCGCAUGGGAGAGCAUGCGGUGGUCAUCAAUGUCCCGGCAGCGACUCACUACGGCGAACUCCACGCGAGCACGACUGCCAAAAACAUGAAGAGUACAUUUGCGCGGAUCCGAUUUGUCCUCCUCGUGGGAAUCGGCGGGGGCAUACCUUUAGGGCGUGAUCUCCGCUUGGGCGACGUGGUUCUGGGGACUCGUGUGAUCCCUUAUGCGUUCGGCAAAGAAACGGACUAUGGCUUUGUGCGAACCGGCCAGAUCUUGAGUCCCCCGCAGACCCUGUUAACGGCAAUCACCGGUCUGGAGGGCCGUCGGAGAUCCAGGGCAAUCGAUCUUUCUCGGCGGAUCGAGAGCAUCGGUGACAAAUAUGGGAGCGGGCAAAGCGACUAUGCCCGGCCAAGCGAGGAUCGACUCUAUGAAUGGAGAUACACACAUGAAGGGAGAGAUUGCGACUGCCUGAAGCCUAAAGCGGAGCUGAUUAGUAAAAUGCAUCCACGCGAGCAGCGACGGGGUGACCUCGUUCGGAUACAUCAAGGCAACAUCGGAACGGCAAGCGUGGUGAUGAAGAAUGCAGACGUGCGUGACAGGCUUGCGAGGCAGGAGAACCUGGUUUGCUUUGAGAUGGAGGCAACUGGGGUCAUGUCAAACGUCGCUUGUCUCCCCAUUCGGGGAGUUUCCGACUAUGCGGAUGGACAUAAGAACGAUGCCUGGCAGCCGUACGCUGCGCUAGCUGCAGCCGUAUGUGCCAAGGAGCUUUUGGCGAUGAUGUCCCCAAAGCAUAUUAUUUACUCGCCGCUGGAGCUGGAUGGCCCGGAGUUGGAAAACUAUGUGACGGGCGCGAUCGCCAGCUCUUCCCGUCAUGGCGAUGAUGUACACCUCAUACGGCAGAAAAUGGAAGCGCUGAUGGAUCGACAUGAGCUCGUUGAAGAAAGAUUGGCCCCAGAGUUAGAUAAAUUGAAAGAUAUGUCCCGUGCAGACCUUAAAGAAGUGAGGGACAAAGUGAAGGGCCUGGAGGGGCUGCAAGAGAUGGUGAAGAACUCCCUGCGGGAUCUGACGGUGCAAGUCGAAGAACACAUGAACCUCCACCUGGAGAAAGAUUUUGUCACUCGAGAAGAGUGGCUGGAGCUCAAGAUGCAAGUGGAUCGCAACACCUCCAAAGUGGAAGAUUUGUCCAACAUCACCCAGGGGGCGCUGACCACCACGGAGCAGCUGUUGGGUGAUCUAAGCGGAAGGCUCGAUAAUCCAGAGCUCGCCUGGUUCAGCAAGUGGGCGGCAUAUGCGAACCAAUACUAUGGCCAUCUCGCAAAUGUCGCCAGGGCCUUUAAUAAGGACAAAACGGGACGAGUAGCCGAGGAUCAUGAGCAGAUCACCACGACUCAGGCUGGCAGUUCCAGGGGACCGCACCAAACUGGAGAAAGAACCCAGCCGGCUGCAGACUCUACCAGCACAAAAAAAUGGACGCUGCCCAAAUUCAAGGGGGCUUCAGAUGCCUCCGAUCACAGCCCAUCACGACUACUUUCAUUCCGCUUCGGACGUGCCAAUCCAACCCCCUCAUCAUCGAGAUCUCCUACCACGUACCAAAAUGGCGAGGAUAAUACGGGCAGCGGCCGCUCUCGGUCCCCUGCUUCCACCGACAGUCUCUCGGCAGCAUCGAGCCCUCCCCCAAAUCAAAACCAAAUGCAUCGGGAUGCGGUGCUCCACCGAACUGGUUCUUCUCAAGCUUCGGCUCAGACAAACGUGACGGUGCCCACCCAAACAGAACAUGUUUCUACCUUGACAGAUCGGAGCGACACAUCAGCUGCAUCAACCACUUGGGGUCAGAUCUUAUCCCGGAAUCAGAUCGUUAUUCCUCCUGUCCACGAGAGCAGCCCAACCUUGACUGGCACUCCUCGCCAACCAACGCACCCACUCUCUCCGGCAAAUCGAAACCCAGAGCAAACUUCCGAGCACAACAUUGAGGAGGGCGAUCCAAGUAAGCAAUCACUGAGUGAGAAGAUAUCAAAGUUUGGUGGUGGUGGCGGUUUCAUUCGUCCAAACCGAUCUGGCAGAGAGAGAUAG